Molecule: messenger RNA, 3140 nt
Organism: Aplysia californica (California sea hare)
Lineage: Eukaryota; Metazoa; Mollusca; Gastropoda; Aplysiida; Aplysiidae
Product: protein Wnt-10a
Exons: 6
Coding region: 381-1463 (360 amino acids)
Biological process (GO): multicellular organism development; canonical Wnt signaling pathway; cell fate commitment
Cellular component (GO): extracellular region
Molecular function (GO): cytokine activity; frizzled binding
Source: RefSeq, a predicted model, not a curated record
UUUCAGGACAUGCAGUGAGAGAGAUAAAGAAUUCUUCCUUCUGUAUUGAGAGGACAAUUUAACCGAAGCAGCGAACUCAACAAAAUAAAGUUCUGGAUUAUUCUUGAUAGCAGCUUUUUCUAACAGUGUUGUCCCCAAUUCUUGGAAAGGAUACUGCUUCUUGGAAAGGAUACUGCUGUGUCUUUGGCUCACGGAUUUAAUUGUGUGUGUGUGCUCAAACAGAAAUGGUAAGAAAUAAUUAAUCUGAGGUUUGGUCCAAUGAAAACAAGGCUAGCGGUCACGUGGGAGCCAGAGAUCACGUGUUCAGGGCACAUCAGCCACCCGGAGCAAUGAGAUCCCGGAGGGGGGACACGCUACUGAGCACAGGGUAGACGGGAAAUAUGCAUCAUCAUCUCGUGACGACAUUCAUCAUUCUAACAGUCGCGGUGCUGGAAAGUGGGGGCUCCGGAAACAACAUUCUCCGUCUGAACAUCAAGAAGGAACCUGUCCUUGACCCCAACACCGUGUGCAAAACCUACCCGGAACUGUCCUCCCAGCAGUACAACCUGUGCCGGAAGUACCCUGACGUCACCGCCUCGGCCAUUCAGGGCGUGCAGAUCGCUAUCCACGAGUGUCAGUUCCAGCUCAGGACUCACCGCUGGAACUGCUCAUCCCUUGAGAAGAAGAACAAGAAUCCGCACGCCAGUCCCAUCCUAGCUAAAGGCUAUAAGGAGACCGCCUUCGCCUAUGCCAUCUCUGCAGCAGGAGUGACCCACCAGGUGUCCAAGGCCUGCAGCAUGGGCAAGCUCAAGUCUUGUGGCUGUGACAUGAGCGUGCACGGCAGGAGAGGUCGCCACCAGAGGGGACUGCAGAAUGUGGAGAAGACGUUCGAGUGGGGAGGCUGCUCCCACAACAUCAACUUUGGCGGUCAGUACGCCCGGAAGUUCCUGGACCUGAAAGAAGCAGCACGGGACAUCCAUAGUCAAAUCAACCUACACAAUAACAGAGCUGGCAGACUGGCAGUGAUCCGUAACGUGCGUGAGCAGUGUAAAUGUCACGGCAUGUCAGGCUCGUGUGAGCUGGAGACGUGCUGGAAGGCCGCCCCGGACUUCCGCAAGGUGGGCGAGGUCCUGAGGCGGAAAUAUGAGGCGGCCUCGAAGGUACAGGUUGACGUGUCAAACGCAGCAGACGCCAGACUGUUCAAGCGGAACGGGCGACGCCCCCACAAGAUGGACUUACUGUUCUACGAGAAGUCUCCCAACUUCUGCGAGGAGAACCCUAAGCUAGACUCCCCGGGCACCACGGGCCGGUACUGCAACAAGUCCAGCGAGGGCGUGGACAACUGCGACACACUGUGCUGUGGCCGAGGGUACAACACACUCAAGGUCAAGCGGUCGGAGAGGUGUAACUGUAAAUUCUACUGGUGUUGCUACGUGGAGUGUCAAGUGUGCACCUAUUCCGAGUGGGUUACGGUGUGUAAAUGACGUCAGAACCUACGAUUAAUUGUGAAUCAGUAUCAGAAGACAUGGGAGAUGUCAUUUGAGGUGAAACGGCAAGAAAGGAGAUGACAGAAAAUCCUUUAGAUGUGUGGUAGAACGGGGAGGAUAACGAACAAUAAGUAAUGGUGCCUCAGAAACGUCUUCGUGGGAUUUCCGUUGACAGAAGCUGAAUCCAGCAAUCACUUCAAUGUUUGCUUUUUCCUGUGUGGCUUUAAAACCGAGUCCUCCUCUUGUGGCUACCAAGUUAGCGCGAAAACAUUCAAUAUCCUCAAUAAGGUAUCAUAUCGCGAAGAACUUAAUGCGUAACUUUUUGUUGCGUUUCGCUCAAGACAUUGACCCACAUCCACAUGCAUCCACGAAGGCUGAUUUUAUGAGCAACGCCCACUCAGAAGCAUAAAAAGAAUCAGACAGAAGCUGGAGUUGUAACACAAUGUCACACUCAGAAACUAGCCACUUCUCAAAGUAAAGACUUGAAAAAUACGGGAUUGGCAAAGCUGGCCGUGGCAUGCCUAUACUCCUCUCUAUAUCAGAGGAGAAGAAAUACCGGGAUGUUCAACUGAUGAACCCCCCCCCCCCCCCAACCAAUAAACACACCAACAGUACUGUCUACGGUCUAGAAUAACAAGCGGAUAAUUAGAUAACGUCAGAUGUACGUCAUUGGCCGAUAUUUAUAAUAACAGCCAUCUUGUUUGACGUCAUUGAAGGAUUCCCACUGUGUUGUCAGCCAUGGUGGCAACCCGACCGCACGACAGCAGCCGAACCGAACAGUAGGCCUACUCUUAGUCUUCUUCUUCUUCUCAAUUUACGUAGUGUACAGCAUCAGAAUCAAUCUGGGCGGAAGAAGGAUGCUGCACAAUCAGAGACAACGUAACCGAACAGUCCAGCAAGUUGCAUAGAAAGUAGAUCUAACCCGAGUCGACAGGCUGCUAGCUGUCGUCGUGUUGUCGUGUUGCCACCUUGACUGACAACAAAGUGGGGAUCCCCCAAGGACGUCAAACAAGAUGGCUGUUACUAUAAAUAUCGGCCAAUGACGUAGAUCUGACGUUCUCUAAUUAUCCGCUUGUUCUAGAAUAAGAAUUUUUCACGAGUUGACAUAUUGUAGAGACUAAACGUCUGUGAAGAAAUUGGUUCUUUCAGAGAAGAUUACCAAUACACAAUAGCUGGGUGGAGUUUCUCAAAUGAGCAUUGAGGACGCCUACAUGUUCACAAACAGCUUGUAACGCAGGCUACCUUCUGACAAAGGUUCUGAGACGGCACAUAUUUUUGCAAAGUGUUGCUUCAUGUAUUCCUUCAACUGACUGCUUCUUGUAGCCGUUACUAGAGUAAAUCUCUCUCUCCGUGGCCAACAAAACAGAGUGCAUGCCCCUGAGCCGUCCUCAUGGCGGAAAGCACUGACGCCACACACGGAUGUAUUCAGGGAGAACAGAGAACUGUAGGGCGUCAGUCACGUCUCGCGCCACAUAACACAGCCACAUGCCCCAGGUACAACAUGGCUAUCAGGAGAAGGGUGUCCUUCCUUUACCCUGCAGACAAACAUCAAUGGUUUCGUAGCCCUGUCCUUAUGAAACACGAACCAGAUGGAAAUGGCGCCUGUCCUUGUAUUUGUCUUGAAGACAUUCUGACACCAUUUAACUUGACGUUUCUGAAUGGUUGUUUUUGUUG